AUGAAGUUAUCAGUAUUGAACAGCAAGCUGCACCUGUCGUGGCAGCUGGGGGGCGGGGAGGGGGAGCUGGUGCAUCCUGAGAUACUGCAACACACGCAUGAUGAUGCAGACCAUACUUCCUACAGGGUGGAGAUUGAACGGGUAUGGAACUCGGUACAGUUAGUGGUGGAAAAAGCUGGCGCCAACGCCGUCACUGCGCGUAACUCUAGCGCCCCGCGGGCACACAGUCUACGCCCCCGUCGCUUGUGGCUGGGGGCCGCCAACCCAGCCACUACGGGCCCCACGUCGGGCCCCGGGCUACCGGCCUGCGUACACGCGCUAUAUUCGGACCAGCGGACGCUCGGAUUAUGGAACUUCGCUCACCAACCACGUGAUGCACAGUGUACUGGUUGCACGCAAAGAUGGUACAGUGGUCGAGGCAGCGAGCCGUCGAUGGUAUGGUUCAACGGUGCCGGGUACGUGGAGCUGGCUCGGUCCAGGGCCCGCCCGGCUGACAGAAGGCAGUUCAGUGUCGCAUUCACAUUCCGGACCAGGGACGAAGAUGCUCUGCUGUUCAUGGCACUCGAUACUGCUAACAACCGUUCAGUGUCAGUGUGGCUCCGGUCGUGUCGCGUAGUGUUCGACGUGGAGUACGGCGGGUCCCGGCUGCAGAUCACGGCGGCCGGCUCGCACUGCGCCGGCCGGCCCGCGCACGUACAGGCCACCAGGGUCUUCGCCAGCAACAAGCUCGAGAAAGGCAGCCUGCGCGUGAACGGCGAGGAGACGCUGGGGUCCCCCGCACCCCCCGUGCAGGCCGCCGCCGCGCUGCCAGACCUCGCCGCCGCCGUCUACUGGCUGGGGGGCGUCCCGCCGGGCCGCGGGGGCGCCGCGCCCGCCCCUCCACUGCUGGGCUGUGUCGGCGCUGUCACCGUGGACCGCGCUGGGUACGACCUGCUGGAUGCCCCCACUAGGCACGGUCUGGAGCCACGCUGUGGGGAGAGGACACUUCGUUCAGCGAUUGUAUCAGGCGAAGGCUACAUAGAGCUCCCGUCCCCCUCACUCCGCCGUAAGACAGAGCUGGGCGUGUCAUUCAGUGCGCGUGCGCAGGGGGGAGUGAUACUGUACCGCGCCCCUGACUCACCAGAGGACUUGCACUACCUCGCACUCGUAUUGAUUGCAGGCGAGUUAGAACUAGUGGCAGCGGCUGGUAAAGGAGAGAUACGCUUGCGAACCAACGGAACCAGGUUCGAUGACGGGAGGAUGCACACUGUGACGAUAAUAAGGAUGCAUAAACAGUUAGAACUAUGGGUGGAUGACGAGCAGUUAGCUCGAGGCGCGCUUCCAGGAGGGGCCUACCCCCCACGACCUGGGGGACUGUUCCUCGCAGGGGUGAAGGGGCUAACACACCCGGGGAUACCACUGGAGUCAUUCAAAGGAACCAUCGCUGACUUCAUCGUGGAUUCCGAGCUGAUAGGUCUAGAGACAGCAGUGUCAUGGCACGGCGCCCAGUUGGGUCGUGCGGAGGAGGGGGCGGGGGCUGCACCCCCUCCACCCCCCACACAGCACGCACAACAUGACGCCGCGCCCACAUGUACUAAGACAUCAUCGUACACUGUGGAGGCAGGCGCGGUGAAGUUUGGCGACGUACCACAUAGCCACGCCUGGCUGCGCACGCGCAGACGUGGUGAUAUUGCCAUCACGCUGCAGAUACGGACAUAUGCUACUGAUGGACUGUUGUUACUGGCACCGGGUUCGAAAGCAAAACCAAAGCACUUCAUGUGCCUAAUGCUACGUGAGGGCAAGUUACGCUUGGUGGUGCGCGGGCGCAAGCGGAAGGAAGUGACCCUCCCCCCCACUGUCAGUGACGGCGCCUGGCGACAGGUGUCGCUGAAAGUAACGCGGGGCCGAGCCUGGCUGGCAUGCGCAGGCGCAUCCGCCACUGUACGGGGGGCCGCUGCCAGGGCGCAGAGGCUAUAUGUAGCUGGUCUACCACCUCCACCUGCACUACCUAAUCUGCCUAAUGCUAUCACCCGUAUCCCUGGUUUCCGCGGCUGCAUCCGUCGCGUAUCACUGAAUGGUCGUGCAGAGGACUUAGUGAGAGAUGCGCAGGCGCACCACGGUGUCGGCCAGUGCUUUCCUAAUGUAGAACAGGCUGCUUACUUCGGAGGUGAUGCGCAUGCGACCUGGUCAAGUUCCUGGCUACUGACAUCAGACGGUUCCGAGGCAUCCACUGAGCUGAGGCUGCAGUUCCGGACUAGUGAACCUAAUGGAGUACUACUGGCUGCUGCAGGCCUACUGCUUGAAGUUAAAGAUGGAGCUGUGGUGCUGUCCCGGCAGGGCGCGGAGCGGGCCCGCGUGUGGUGGCGCGGCGCGGGCGGCGGCGGCGCGUGCGACGGCGGCUGGCACGCGCUGCGGGCGCGCGUCACGCCGCGGGCGCUGCAGCUGCAGCUGGACGGCGGGGACGUCGUCCGGGACGCGCCCACGGCACUACUGCUGGACUCCACUGAUACUGCUGCCACGCCUACUGCGCUAUACAUCGGCGGGCUGCCUGAAGGUGUAAUGGAAUCAACAGAAGGUGGUAAGAAUUUCAACGGAUGCAUCCGCGACGUUUCAAUAGGUGGUCAACAGCGAGACUGGACGGAAAUGGAGUCUAUACAUAACGUCUUACUGGACUCCUGCCCAAUACCACAGUAGACUCUAAGUAGCAAGCUAUUAGGUUCAAAUUCCAGUCACGAAACUUGGUAACAGUGCCAUGCUUAGCCGAUGAAGAGAUUGGUGCAAAAUGUUUGAAUCAUACAUUUGUACCUAUGAACAUAAAGGCUGAAUUAAAAUAAUUUGAGUUUUAAAUGAUUUGGUAGCGACAUUUUAUCUUUGUUAGUCUUAUCAUACGCUGCGCCGCGAGGGUGGCGCGUAAAUACGAGUCCCGUCCCGUUAUAACUUGAAAUCAGUAGAAAUUUCCUCAAAAUAGCUGCAAAAUGAGGAACGCAUUAUUUUUAAUUUAGUACCUAUAUCCCUCAUACUGCAAAAAUUGCACCAUGUGGGACAAAGAUAGAUGUCGCUACCAUAUUGUUUGAAGUCUGUAACGUGCCUUAUAUUCUGUAAGUUUUACCAAAUAGUGCCAUUAUAAUAUUGUACCCACAUAAGUGAGUAAAGUCUGAUUUACAGCCAAACCGACAAUUUGAUUAAAAUAUAAAUAUCUACAUGAAUAAUAAUGAGUUCUGAGAAAAAUCAGAAAAUAGUCUGGUGUUUUGUUUUGAUAAUAUCGUGAGUUAAUAAAUUGUUAGCAAAUAAUUAAUAUUAAAAUCAUGAUAAUCUAAAAAUAAUGUAGGUACCUACGACCUAUAAUUUACGACCGAUAAAAAUAAUCACUGAUAUUUAUGGUUCUCGCAAAUCAGAUAUUUUGUCUGAGAUAAUUAUUAUUUCUUUUGGAUAUUUUGUUUUAAUCAAAGUGUUGCCAUUAAACACAAAUAUUUUUAAAUGAACAGUUUUCUAAUAAUGCCUUGCAAUACGUGUAGAAAUGUGUAGACACUUAGACAGUGAGGCUUUAAUGAGGCUAUGUUAUAAGUUAAUUAUAGGCUAGACACUGUCGCGAACUAUUUAAUUCACAUUUUAAUAAUAUUCUGCCAUAGAAUACGUAAUAAACAUCAUUAUUCAAACUAGUCGUGAUUACUAUUAACAUAAAUGACUUAGUAAAAAUACAUUUUUAAAGAUUUAUCAAAGUGAAUUUUUUUUCACGAAUUGAAGUAGUCCGCGACAACAAUCACUCCAGCGACCAAUACUCGAUUUAAAAUGUAAAUACACGUACUUAAUAACUGCUACCAGUAUUUUUAUAAUAAUUUGUACAUAUUAGGUAGACUACUUAACUUUGUUUUAAUUAAUAGACCUAAGUUUAAAUGUAUCGAGUAGGUAAAGCUUGACCACAGAUAAAACUUUACAGUCGCGCCCAUUUGGCGGUCUUUUAUAUCUGAUUGGGCUAGACAUUCAGCCAGUUCCUUGUUUAUGAGUUUUUUUUUUAUUUUAAAUAGUUCAGCAGUCAAAUAAAAUAUUUAUGAUGAUGCGUACUCCUUCAGUUUAAUCAGUCAUCUAACUGAUUAAUCUCAAUCAGAAGCUCCGAUUUAUUGAUUUUAUAUUUGAGAAUUUAUAAAUAAACCGAACGUUUUUACUAAAAAUAGAUUGACAAGUGACUUUAAUUUAUAAGUAAGUACAAAAAUAAAUUAUUUAUUUAUUUUCUAUCAUGAAUAGUUUCACUCAAAUCACAUGUAUGUACAACAACGAAGUCUUAAAACAGUAAAGUCCUAGAUAAAAAAAUAAAAUGUUCUUCACUUGAUGACUUUGCUAGAUUUGUUUUAAAUAAUAAUUGAUUAUACUGAUCAAUUAUUUCUUUGUAUGUAUUUUAUAGGUUCGAUCUUUUUUCUCAAAUAAAUUAAUAUCCUUUGUUUGGAAAUCUUACUGUUAAUGUUUUACCUGGGGCAUGACUUUUCCAGCCACCGUGUUAAUGUGAACCGAAGUUAUUGUUGAAAUAAAAAUAAUGAUAAAUGGAAACAAGAUUUAUUUUACUUUUUUACAUGUUAGCAUUCACAAAAAAGUAUUAAAUUAAAAAAAUACUCAUUAUUCAGGAGUGGAAGGAGGGCAGGGAAGCCCCGCAUUGGUACGAUCACGGCUGAAAAAAAUAACUACUUCAUUAUAGUUCCACUAUAAUACCUAAUCACUUGCAACAAUAUAAACCAUAUUUAUUCCGAAGAACCUAUCUGGAGUUCAUAAUACAGCAAAAAGUAUAUAAUAAAAGGUGGAUAGUAUUUUUUUCUUUUUAUUGGCAACAGAGUCCUAGAAUAAUUCUACACACUUUAGUAGGUACAAAAUUAUAAUAAAACAUUCAUGUACGACUAACUCUGAAGUGAUGCUACCCUGGUAUGGUGGUGUUUUCUCGAAAGUCAUGAUGCUCCUUUUUGUGUAGGAUUCUUUUAGAUGUAGUUUUUACAGUUUUUAACUUCGGAAUAAAAUAGUGUAUCUUUGUUGAUUAGUGGAGUUCCACACAAAAAUAUUCAAUACUCGUACAUAGUUAUGUACGAGUAAUGAAUAUUUUCAUAGUUAUGUACGAGUAUUGAAUAUUUUUUAGUUUUAGAUCUUUUUUGUAAUAAUAUUGUAAGUAAAAUAUUUUACCAGUGGUCGUACCCCUUUUUGCUGCACAGAAAUGUUUUAUCCUCAAAAUUAAUUUUCUAGUUUUAAAAUUAGUUUUAUUCUAUGAGCACUUACGUUCAAGUAAUAAGUACUGUUGUAAAUAAAUAGGGACUUGCUUUAAUAGAUAAAAGAGCGAUGUUUGUCACAAAUAUAAUUUAUUAAU
Molecule: messenger RNA, 5320 nt
Organism: Spodoptera litura
Lineage: Eukaryota; Metazoa; Arthropoda; Insecta; Lepidoptera; Noctuidae
Source: RefSeq, a predicted model, not a curated record